AUGGAGGAGUCCCUACAGAGAGUGAGCAUAGAUGAGUCACUGCAGAGAGUGAGCAUAGAUGAGUCACUGCAGAGAGUGAGCAAGGAUGAGUCGCUGCAGAGAGUGAGCAUGGAGGAGUCGCUACAGAGAGUGAGCAUGGAAGAGUCACUACAGAGAGUGAGCAUGGAAGAGUCACUGCAGAGAGUGAGCAUGGAAGAGUCACUGCAGAGAGUGAGCAUGGAAGAGUCACUACAGAGAGUGAGCAUGGAAGAGUCACUGCAGAGAGUGAGCAUGGAAGAGUCACUGCAGAGAGUGAGCAAGGAAGAGUCACUGCAGAGAGUGAGCAUAGAUGAGUCACUACAGAGAGUGAGCAUAGAUGAGUCACUGCAGAGAGUGAGCAUGGAGGAGUCACUACAGAGAGUGAGCAAGGAAGAGUCACUGCAGAGAGUGAGCAUGGAAGAGUCACUGCAGAGAGUGAGCAUAGAUGAGUCACUGCAGAGAGUGGGCAUGGAAGAGUCACUGCAGAGAGUGAGCAUGGAAGAGUCACUGCAGAGAGUGAGCAUAGAUGAGUCACUGCAGAGAGUGAGCAUGGAGGAGUCGCUACAGAGAGUGAGCAUGGAAGAGUCACUGCAGAGAGUGAGCAAGGAAGAGUCACUGCAGAGAGUGAGCAUGGAGGAGUCACUGCAGAGAAGAGUGAGCAUGGAAGAGUCACUGCAGAGAGUGAGCAUAGAUGAGUCACUGCAGAGAGUGAGCAUGGAAGAGUCACUGCAGAUUGUGAGCAUGGAAGAGUCACUGCAGAGAGUGAGCAAGGAAGAGUCACUGCAGAGAGUGAGCAUAGAAAAGCUCACUGCAGAUUGUGAGCAUGAAAGAGUCACUGCAGAGAGUGAGCAUAGAUGA
Messenger RNA from Saccoglossus kowalevskii, 876 nucleotides. RefSeq names its product trichohyalin-like. NCBI's taxonomy places the organism in Eukaryota, Metazoa, Hemichordata, Enteropneusta, Harrimaniidae. The record is from RefSeq and is a predicted model, not a curated record.